This is a messenger RNA of Paramecium pentaurelia, 973 nucleotides long. The record is from the annotation of a GenBank genome assembly. Lineage: Eukaryota; Ciliophora; Oligohymenophorea; Peniculida; Parameciidae.
AUGAAGUAAUCCUUCUAAAUCAAAUCUGAAAUGUAUAUAAUUAGUAUUAUUGAUAAAGACAGCUUUGUUUUAAGAUUGUAUUCCUGGGUUCGAGUUCAGUUGGUAAGAGUUCACUAAUCAAAAGAUUUUUAAGAAAUGAAUUCGCAAUGAAAUCAAUGAGUACAGUAGGAGUGGCAUGUGUAAAAAUAUAAAUGUUUAUAUUAUAAGGAGUCUAAGAUAGUUAUAAUAAAUAAUCAAUAAGUGAAAGUGUAAAUGUGGGAUACUGCAGGAUAAGAGAGAUUUAGAUCAUUAACUAAAAAUUAUUAUAGAGGUUGUGAUGCAGUUGUAAUAGUAUAUGAUGUUACAAAUAUGAAGAGUUUUGAUCAAAUUAAUAAUUGGAUUGCAGAUUUUGAUGAGUAUAUCUAUAACAUCUAUAAAAAGCAAAUGUGAAAAACCAGCAAUCAAAAUGUUAUUAGGUAAUAAAAUUGAUAUGCAAACCAGAGAUGUAAGUAUUGAAUUGGGAAUAGCAUAUUCAAAAAGGAAGAAAAUCAUAUUUGAAGAAGUCUCUGCUAAAGAUAAUAUUAAUGUUGAAAAUGCUAUAAUGAGAUUAAUUGGAAUCUUAGUAUCACAAACUAAAAUAGAAUCAGGAGACAAGAAUCUUCGUAGAGGAUCUAUGGCUGAAACAAAAUAAACUAUUAUUGAAGAUCCUUUCAUUAAUAAAUCAGCUAGAUUAUAUAAGGAUGCAUCCAUAUCUGAUCAUUCCAAAUUAUAAGCAAUUAAAUCAGCUGAUGAAAGUUUACAAGAAGAUAUACAAAUAAAUAACACAUCUAAUCAUUAAUUAACAUCUUCUUAAGAUAAUCAUAAUAAUAUGAACCUUAAUUCCUAAUAACCUACAAAUAAUAUUAAACUAAUUCAUCCAAGAUAAUCUGGUAUUAUAAGGGAUGAGUAUAUUAGAAAACAUUCAUCUAAUUAAAAUUGUAUGUGUUCUUGUUGA